Molecule: messenger RNA, 1500 nt
Organism: Suillus subaureus
Lineage: Eukaryota; Fungi; Basidiomycota; Agaricomycetes; Boletales; Suillaceae
Product: amino acid transporter
Exons: 15
Coding region: 1-1500 (499 amino acids)
Biological process (GO): transmembrane transport
Cellular component (GO): membrane
Molecular function (GO): transmembrane transporter activity
Source: RefSeq, a predicted model, not a curated record
AUGACGGAUAAAGAUGCCGGCAUUGUCACCGAGUCCAUCAGUGUCAAUAGCCAGGAUGGUGCCCCCCCAGCUCACCAAGAAGAUAACAUUCUGCUCCGGAAGCUUGGCUACAAGAGCGAGUUUAAACGGGAGUUCUCGCUGCUAGAGACCAUCUCAUUCUCGAUGGCUAUCCUGGCUGUAUCUUGUGGAGUCACUACCGGAUACUCCUAUCCUUUGCUUUCAGGAGGCCAUUUUGCCAUGGUUUGGGCAUGGCCCAUAGCAUGCAUAUUCGUCAUGUGUGUUGCUGCGUCGAUGGCAGAGCUAGCUUCUUCUAUGCCAACAAGCGCUGGGCUGUACUAUUUCUCAGCGAAAAUGGCUUCGAAGGAACAGUCCGCUCUUGCGUCUUGGAUAACUGGAUGGAGUAACAUCAUGGGCCAAGUAACCUUGAUCUGCUCCAUUAACUUCAGUUGCACGGAACUCAUCACCACAGCAAUAGCAAUGGGCACGGACGGCGCAGUGGCUAUCCAUCUCACACAAUUGAUAUUCUGCUCAGCUGGAACUCGUAUUCUCGCCCGAAUGACAGUUGUGAUUAUGGUACUCAUCCUGAGUACAUCGAUUGGGGCAAUUGUCUCCUUACUCGCUUGUGCUGGCGAUCAGAGAGUCUCAUCAAUGGAUGCGUGGACAAAGUUCGAGAACAAUACCGGAUGGAGUAAUAAUGUCUGGGCUUUCAUUCUCGCUUUCACAUCGCCAAUGUGGUCAGAAACCGCAGGAGCUGCACGUGCAGCACCUAUUGCGAUUUUGGUUGGGGUCGCCGGAACUGAGAUCCUGGGCUGGCUUUAUUACAUCGCUGCUUCUUAUGCUACCAACUCGGUUCCAGACAUUUUGCAGUCGAACCUAGCGCUCCCUCUUGGCCAAGUAUAUUUGAAUGUCCUGGGGAAGAAAGGUGCUCUGGCCCUCUGGUGCUCUAUCGCAUAUCUUUGCGGAUGCACACAAGCUGUCGACGCCUCACGCGUCAUUUUCGCGACGCAGACUCCAGUGAAUGCUGUAUGGUUUGCAAUGCUGCUCUCUGCCGUUUGUGGGAUAUUGGUAUUUUCCACGACAGCAUUUAAUUCAUUGGCAUCAGCGUCUGUAAUAGGUUUGUAUAUCUCAUACGUGACCCCUAUCUACUGUCGCGUUACCUGGGGAAAGGACAAACUACAGCCUGGUCCAUUCAAUCUCGGUUGGUGGUCUUUUCCGAUCGGCUGGAUAGGUAUUGUCUGGGUAGUAUUCAUGGUCGUCAUGCUACUCUUUCCAUACACACAGACAGCCAACGUGCAAACCAUGAAUUAUUCGGUAGUGAUCGUUUUGGUCGUCUUUAUAUUUGCCGGAGGGUCAUGGAUAUUCUCCGCGAGAUAUUGGUUCAUAGGACCCGUCCCGAACAUCGACACAUCGCCACGUCUCUACACCUGUGUUAUCUAUGAUAACGAUGCUCCAAUGAAGUUUGGAGCAACGCAAAUACCGUCCUUGGUACGGAUCCUGUGA